Mustela erminea (ermine) is the source of this 1714-nucleotide messenger RNA. RefSeq names its product RAB28, member RAS oncogene family (gene RAB28). Bases 242 to 907 code for a protein of 221 amino acids. The transcript has 7 exons. NCBI's taxonomy places the organism in Eukaryota, Metazoa, Chordata, Mammalia, Carnivora, Mustelidae. The record is from RefSeq and is a predicted model, not a curated record. Gene Ontology annotation, molecular function: GTPase activity; GTP binding. Gene Ontology annotation, cellular component: endosome; Golgi apparatus.
CGCGCGGCAGACGUAGCGCGUGGGGGGCGGGGCGGCGGCCAGGGGAGGGGAGGUGGGCAAGAUGGCGCCCGGCGAGUGAUUCAGCCUAGUUACGUCCAGCGGCCGCUGAGACUUCGGGGCGGGGGGUUCUGCCCCCACUGCCGCCCUUCCUCCUCUCCCCCGCCCCCGGAGACCCCCUGUUACCCUUCCUCCCUCUACCUCGGGGUGGGGGUGGGGGAGCGGGCCUGUUUCCCCGGACACCAUGUCGGACUCUGAGGAGGAGAGCCAGGACCGCCAACUGAAAAUCGUCGUGCUGGGGGACGGCACCUCCGGGAAGACCUCCUUAGCUACGUGUUUUGCUCAAGAAACUUUUGGGAAACAGUACAAACAAACUAUAGGACUGGAUUUCUUUUUGAGAAGGAUAACAUUGCCAGGGAACUUGAAUGUUACUCUCCAAGUUUGGGAUAUAGGAGGACAGACAAUAGGAGGCAAGAUGUUGGAUAAAUAUAUCUAUGGAGCACAGGGAAUCCUCUUGGUAUAUGAUAUUACAAAUUAUCAAAGCUUUGAGAAUUUAGAAGACUGGUAUUCUGUGGUGAAGAAAGUGAGCGAGGAGUCAGAAACUCAGCCACUGGUUGCCUUGGUGGGCAAUAAAAUUGAUUUGGAACAUAUGCGAACAGUAAAACCUGAAAAACACUUACGGUUUUGCCAGGAAAAUGGUUUUAGUAGCCACUUUGUCUCAGCAAAGACAGGAGACUCUGUCUUCCUGUGUUUUCAGAAAGUUGCUGCUGAAAUCCUUGGAAUCAAAUUAAACAAAGCAGAAAUAGAACAGUCACAGAGGGUGGUGAAGGCAGAUAUUGUAAACUACAACCAGGAACCUCUGUCAAGAACUGUUAACCCUCCCAGGAGCUCUAUGUGUGCAGUUCAGUGAGCGCACUGUACCUUUGUACCAGUAGUCCUGGCGGCCCUUCCCCACUGUGUGGCCUGGGGCCUCUAGAAGCUCUGUUAUCAGUGGCCAUCUCUGUAGCAUUCUGUUAACACUUUCCUUCCAGCUCCCUUGCCUCCUCGGCCUGGACAGGAUUCAACUUUGGGAUGACACGCUUGGAAUCCAAAAUGGAAAGCCCCUUCUCUGGAAUUAGACUGCUUCACUGAAAAAGAAUAAUGUUGGUUGUCUUUACGUUCUCCCUUCUUUUUUCUCCAAUGUAAACCUUUUUAGACAAAUAUGAAAACUAUACAAGUCUUGAUCACCUGCCAGGAUUUUGGCACAAAAUCAUUCUCUCAUCUGAACUCCUACCUGGCAAAUGUGCUUCUGAGUGCAAACAUUUAAAUAAGUAAUAUAUUUUAUCUAUAGAUACUUCAGAAGGCAUUCUUUUGCUGUCUGUUGUGAGUAAAAAUAUAUAAAGUUGUAUCUAACUGAAAAUGCUUGAAAUAAAGUUGUAAUAGAUCUAUUUUUUUCAUUUUUUAAAAAAGAGCCUAAAUUGUUUAUAUUGCAGUUGUAGCUCACAAAGUAGUGAGUAUUUGCUGUUGUAUUUUUAUUACUGUGUCACGGUCAUUAUGUAUUGUGUAACACUCAGGUUAGAUGGCUUUCUGAGGUUUGAUAAGUGUUCAGCUGAUGUCUCCUCCAAACUGCAGAAGAGCGUUCUCAGACGAGUCACUGCUGGUGUUGGAUCAUUGUGGUCAGACUGUACCCGAUGUUCAGAUGUUCUUCUCCUGCAAAUAAACUUAUUUCAGUUACUUU